AUGGGGCAGGAAAGGUGGUGGUGGUUCGAUGCACGCACAGGUGUCCUCAUCCCUGUGUCAGUCUUUUUACUCUUGUCAGCACCGACGGACCUGGUAAAGGCUGACCCAGGUAAACUUGACAGGGUAAAGGCUGACCUAGAUAAACUUGACAGGGUACAGAAUGACCCAGAUAAACUUGACAGGGUACAGAAUGACCCAGAUAAUCUUGACAGGGUACAGAAUGACCCAGAUAAACUUGACAGGGUACAGAAUGACCCAGAUAAUCUUGACAGGGUACAGAAUGACCCAGAUAAACUUGACAGGGUACAGAAUGACUCAGGUAAACUUGACAGGGUACAGAAUGACUCAGGUAAACUUGACAGGGUACAGAAUGACUCAGGUAAACUUGACAGGGUACAGAAUGACUCAGGUAAACUUGACAGGGUACAGAAUGACCCAGGUAAACUUGACAGGGAACAGAAUGACCCAGGUAAACUUGACAGGGUACAGAAUGACUCAGGUAAACUUGACAGGGUACAGAAUGACUCAGGUAACUUGACAGGGGUACAGAAUGACCCAGAUAAACUUGACAGGGUACAGAAUGACCCAGAUAAACUUGACAGGGUACCGAAUGGCCCAGGUAAACUUGAUAGGGUACAGAAUGACCCAGAUAAACUUGACAGGGUACAGAAUGACCCAGAUAAACUUGACAGGGUACCGAAUGACUCAGGUAAACUUGACAGGGUACAGAAUGGCCCAGAUAAACUUGACAGGGUACAGAAUGACCCAGAUAAACUUGGCAGGGUACAGAAUGACUCAGGUAAACUUGACGGGGUACAGAAUAACCCAGAUAAACUUGACAGGGUACAUAAUGACACAGGUAAACUUGACAGGGUACAGAAUGACUCAGGUAAACUUGACAGGGUACAGAAUGACCCAAGUAAACUUGACAGGGUACAGAAUGACCCAGGUAAACUUGACAGGGUACAGAAUGACCCAGGUAAACUUGACAGGGUACAGAAUGACUCAGGUAAACUUGACAGGGUACAGAAUGACUCAGGUAAACUUGACAGGGUACAGAAUGACACAGGUAAACUUGACAGGGUACAGAAUGACCCAGAUAAACUUGACAGGGUACAGAAUGACUCAGGUAAACUUGACAGGGUACAGAAUGACUCAGGUAAACUUGACAGGGUACAGAAUGACACAGGUAAACUUGACAGGGUACAGAAUGACCCAGAUAAACUUGACAGGGUACAGAAUGACUCAGGUAAACUUGACAGGGUACAGAAUGACUCAGGUAAACUUGGCAGGGUACAGAAUGACCCAGAUAAACUUGACAGGGUACAGAAUGACCCAG
Procambarus clarkii (red swamp crayfish) is the source of this 1339-nucleotide messenger RNA. The record is from RefSeq and is a predicted model, not a curated record. NCBI's taxonomy places the organism in Eukaryota, Metazoa, Arthropoda, Malacostraca, Decapoda, Cambaridae.